Paramisgurnus dabryanus is the source of this 597-nucleotide messenger RNA. RefSeq names its product crystallin, gamma N2 (gene crygn2). NCBI's taxonomy places the organism in Eukaryota, Metazoa, Chordata, Actinopteri, Cypriniformes, Cobitidae. Gene Ontology annotation, biological process: lens development in camera-type eye; visual perception. Gene Ontology annotation, molecular function: structural constituent of eye lens. The record is from RefSeq and is a predicted model, not a curated record.
AUGUCUCAGUAUUCUGGAAAGAUCGUGUUUUACGAGGGCAGAUGCUUCACCGGACGCAAACUGGAGGUUUUUGGAGAUUGUGAUAACUUCCAGGAUCGUGGAUUCAUGAACAGAGUGAACUCCGUCCGUGUGGAGAGCGGUGCCUGGAUCUGCUACGAUCAUCCGGACUUUAAGGGUCAGCAGUUUAUCCUGGAGCGAGGAGAAUACCCAGAGUUCCAGCGCUGGAAUUCUCAUAAUGAUCACAUGGGCUCCUGUAAACCCAUCAGGAUGCACGGUGAGCACUAUAGGAUGGAGGUGUUUGAUGGCUGUAACUACAGUGGUCAGUGUAUGCAGUUGUGUGAUGACUGUCCGUUCCUCCAGAGCCGUGGAUUCAACAACAACUGCGUCAACUCUGUCCGAGUCUUCGGUGAUGGAGCUUGGGUGAUGUAUGAAGAGCCGAACUUCAGGGGUCGCAUGUACAUCGUUGAGAGAGGAAACUACUGUAACCACAACGAGUGGCAGGCACAAACCCCAAACAUUCAGUCCAUCCGCAGGGUGGUCAACUACUUCUAACCCGCCAAACCCCUCCUGAUCUCAUGUAAAAUAAACACAACUAGC